AUGGCGACAGACAACCACAUCAACACCCCCAAAAUCUCUCAGAAGAAAGACGUAAGGCCCAAACGCAGCAAAUCGGCAUCCAGCCUGAGCGUUCCUAGUAGUCUUGUCAUGAACCGGCAGCUUCAGUUGACCCAACGAUUCUCCCAGGUAAGCAAGGGAGGACUAAAUGUCCCUGAUAUUAAUAUGAUUGAGUCUCUGUCCAACGAAGGACUGGUGGCAAAUCGAAAGCGCCAAAUAGCUGGAAGACUUUCCACUGCUGCUGCUGCUGCUGGUGGUGGUACAUACGAUAACAGGGGCAAUGCCGUCUGGUCAUCGUCUCCCAAGAAAAGUCUGAGCGCCUGCAAGAGUUUCCCACCGGAACGAAAGGGAUCCCCGGAAGACUCGGAUGCAUCCUUGGGCACCGUGGAAAGUGGCCAGAACCGUGUUGCAACCCUACGGGAACAGUUCGAUCACAGCCACAGCGGUCAUACGCUCGACACCACCAACAGCAGUCGACACAGUCUGGAGAGCGACGCUAGUUCCUCAAGCACGGCUGAAGUCAGUGAUGAUGACGGCGAUGAUGAUGAUUGCUCAGUGGGAAGCUUAAGCUUCAGUCAAGAUGAUGAUGAUGAAGAUGAGGAUUUCACAGAAGAUGUAACCAGUACUGUGAAUACCCCAGCAGACAUGACUGAGAAGAAAGAGAAGGAGAUUCAAGAGUUGCUUCACGAAGCAUCCUUCAACACUACCUUUCUCAAGGUGCAAGGAUCUUCUGGUAAGGACUACCGGCAGACGGGGAGGGGUUGCCUCUUUGUGGUGGCGGACGAUCGGUUGGGCAAAACCAAGGUCAUCCAAAGCAAGCUGAACAAGGCAGCAAAAAAGAUACAGCGCUUCUUUCGAUACUCCAUGGCCAUUCUGGUGCUUCACGGAGACGAGCUACAAUACUGGCGCCAAUGCAUCGACGAUUGCGAACGCCGCCGACAGGAAGAGUUGAUACAACUGCAACACAUGGUGGAGAUUCAGAAACAUCAGUUCCAAGUGGAACUCGAACGAGAGACUUCUCACAAGCUAGAGAAGGACCUGGAAGAAACACAAGAUGUGCUGACCCAACACCAGCGGGAAUGGACUUUGGAAAAGGAAGAACAUGAGACACUGCGAGCAGACAUUAGCAAGAUUACUCACGAGAAUCUGCUUCUAAAGGCUCAGGUCAACGACCCUGUCCAGGCUGACAAGAAGAAAGAUUUGGAGGAAAAGAUCCAGGUGGUGGAAUUCCAAAAGCAGCGCUUCGGUGAGGCAUUUGAUCAGUUGAAAGGAUUGUGUUUGGAACUGAAGGACAAGAUUCGAGUCUCGAACGAAAAGGCCUCCACAGAGCAGUACCAAAAGAGCGCGUUGAGGCAGUGCAUUUAUCGCAUCAUUCAACGUUUGGCCAACAGUGAAGAAGUAAACCAUGCUGACUCCGAACUCGCGAAUCUGAUUCUACAGCUAUGGCCACAAGCAGAAACCGAUUUCCUCAAGGCACGCAGUCACCGGAAAGAGAGCCAUCACGACGAGCCCGUGGCCACGACAGAGCCAACGAAAAGCGAGCAUCAGGAGCUGACAAUCUCUAGCAACGGCGGUGACCUCAACAGCUCUUCUUUGGAAAUCCCUGCUGUUGUGGCAACGUCCAAGAAAUGCUCUACCAGGAGCAGCAACGCCGACGGACAACCGGCCGAGCCCGUGUCAUCGCGUACGGUCAUGAAGGACUCUAGUUUGCGCGAUAGUGCUCGUUCCAGCAAGCGAAAGGGUUCUUCCAAGUCGUCCAUGCGCAAAUCUGGGUCAAGCCCCCUGCAAUCUCUCAUUGAGUGCACCACCGGAGGCACUAGGAAAAGUGGAGAGCCAAAACGAAGCAGUGGCAAAGAGCUCAAAUCUGGGUCAAGCCCCCUGCUGUCUCUGAUUGAGUCCAACAAGAACGAAGGCACGAGUACCAGUACUUCCAAGUCGUCGAUGCGUAAAUCCGGGUCAAGCCCCUUGCUCUCUCUGAUUGAGUGCACCACCGGAGGCACUAGGAAAAGCGGAGAGCCAAAACGAAGAAGUGGCAAAGAGCUCAAAUCCGGGUCAAGCCCCCUGCUGUCUCUGAUCGAGACAACCGGAAGCACUCGUAGUCCUUCCAAGUCGUCCAUGAAUAAAUCCGAGUCAAGCCCCCUGUUAUCUCUGAUUGAGUCCACCACCGGAGGCACCACUAGUAUUAGCGGCACUCCUAAACGAAGCAGUGGCAAAGAAGUGAAGGACAAGGACAAGAAGAAGAAGAAGAGUCGUAGCAAGGACAACGAAAAGUCUGACAAAGGUGGCAAGAGCAGCAGUAAGAAGAGCAGCAGCAAGGGCAAAAGCAAGGACAAGAAAAGCAAACGGAGCAGCAGUGAAUCUUCGCCUUAG
Molecule: messenger RNA, 2388 nt
Organism: Seminavis robusta
Lineage: Eukaryota; Bacillariophyta; Bacillariophyceae; Naviculales; Naviculaceae
Source: the annotation of a GenBank genome assembly